This is a messenger RNA of Lodderomyces margitis, 1011 nucleotides long. It is a transcript of the gene RBT4, whose product is annotated as Rbt4p. The record is from RefSeq and is a predicted model, not a curated record. NCBI's taxonomy places the organism in Eukaryota, Fungi, Ascomycota, Pichiomycetes, Serinales, Debaryomycetaceae. Gene Ontology annotation, cellular component: extracellular region. The transcript has a single exon. The coding region runs from base 1 to 1011 and encodes 336 amino acids.
AUGAAAUUCGCCCACUUUACAGCUGCAGCUACCACUUUAUUCGGGUUGUCCUUGGCUCAAGUUAAGUACGACUAUGUACACGUUACUCAUUACGUUACUGCUGGUGCCGACGAAGGAGAAUCAACCCCAACUGAAACUACUGAAGCACCUUCUGCUUCAACCUGGGUCUUUUCCACAAAUAUUUUGGGUCAAGAUAUCGCUUUUACCACUGUUGUUUCCGACUAUGACCAAGCCAAUGCUACCUUGUACCGUCAAAACUUGGUUAUCCAAAGUGGUGACUCAUUGACUACUCAAAAAUUGGCUGUCAUUGCCAAGCCAAGCACUUUGGUCACUUCCACUUUGUCUGAUGAAGCUUCUACUGAAUCAGAUGAGGCUAUCAUUUCAUUCACUGCUUCAUCUGAGACUUCACAACCAACCCAACAAUCAGUAGAGGCCACAAGCACAACUUCAUCAUCUACUGCUCAAGAAUCAUCUGCCCCAGCAACUUCCUCAUCUACUGCUCAAGGAUCAUCUGCCCCAGCAACUUCCUCAUCAUCCUCUGCAGCAGCAUCUUCAUCGUCAUCUUCAUCAAGCGGUGACUUUGGUAAUGUUCAAGAUGAAUCAUUCUCCAAAGACAUCCUUGAUGCCCACAACUCCAAGCGUGCCGCUCAUGGGGUAUCGGCAUUGUCAUGGGAUCAAGAUGCUUACCAAUACGCACAAAACUACGCUGACGAAUACUCAUGUUCUGGAAACUUGAAACACUCGGGUGGUAAGUAUGGUGAGAACUUGGCCGUUGGAUACAGCAGCGGCUCAAGUGCCGUUGAAGCUUGGUAUGAUGAGGGUAGCAGUUAUGAUUAUUCUACUGCUUCCACUUUUGAUCAUUUUACACAAGUCGUUUGGAAAAGCACAACCAAAGUCGGAUGUGCUUAUAAGGAUUGUAGUGCUGAAAACUGGGGAAAAUACAUCAUUUGUUCAUAUGACCCCGCCGGUAAUAUUAUCGGCGAGGGCAAAGCCAAUGUGUUGUCUUCUUAG